AUGUCUUUGGCACCUUCCAUCCCUUCCAUCAAGGUGAAGGUGGGACGCAUCGUCCCGCCGCCUCCGUACCGGGCAUGCAGGUCGUUCGCCGUGAUCAGAAGCUCCAAGGCCGAGGGGCCCAGGAGACCCGCGGCGCCUCCACUGUCGCCGCCCCCGCCUAUGCCUCCCAAGACGCCAGCUCUGUCCACCCCUCCGAGCCUGUCCCAGCCACCGACCCCAGUGAAGCCAGCACAGCCAUCACCUCCUCCUCCCGAGACCAAACCGGCAGUGGCUGCCGCUGCGACGCCACCGGUGGGAGGGGUUGUGACGUUCGAGUACCAGAGGAAGGUGGCCAAGGAACUACAGGAAUACUUCAAGAAGAAAAAGCUGGAGGAGACCAACCAGGGACCCUUCUUUGGGUGGUUGGCCAAGAAUGAGAUUGCCAAUGGAAGAUGGGCUAUGUUUGGGUUUGCAGUGGGGAUGCUAACAGAGUACGCAACAGGCUCGGAUUUCGUUGAGCAAAUGAAGAUCCUUCUCUCCAAUUUUGGGAUUGUGGAUUUGGAUUGA
Messenger RNA from Triticum turgidum subsp. durum (durum wheat), 546 nucleotides. Lineage: Eukaryota; Viridiplantae; Streptophyta; Magnoliopsida; Poales; Poaceae. The record is from the annotation of a GenBank genome assembly.